CUAUGGAAGGGUAUUAGAGUCAAAAUUCCCAGCUUUUGUCCCAGUAUUUGUCCCAGUGUUUGUCCUGGUAAAUGUCCCGGUAAAUGUCCCGGUACACGUCCCGGUACGCCUUUUUCCUGUGGGCGAGGUCGACCUGCCUCCCAAAUUUGAGGUGUGGUCGUCACAGCCCAGCAAUUACUGCUUGCAUCCGCUCCAGUUCUUUGCCCCAGCAAGUGUCCCGGUAUGUGUCCCAGUAAGUGUCCCGGUUUGUGUCCCAGUAAGUGUCCCGGUAUGUGUCCCAGUGAUAAAACGCAAAACUUCACGAGAUUAGUGCAGCAAGUCCUAGAGUAACUUCUAUGAAGAGGAACACCAAGAAUAUCUGUCACCAACCGACGGAAACACUCUUGAACUGGACUGCAUUCCUCUAGAACGACUUUAAUACCACCCAUUUCAAGUGCUGUUUCAUACUCCUUUGUACUCCAAUCUAUUAAACAUUAUAACUUUAAAUUUAACACUGGCUUUAUUUUGUGUAUAAUUAUCCGGUUUACAUGACUAAAAUGGGAGUGGUCUUGUAUAAUAGGCAGCUGCCUCACUACUAUGCACUACAACCCUCCUCUUGAGACAAAAAACAACAACAAACAGUCAUAAGUUUAUGUGUAAAAUCAAAUCAGAAGUUUGAGUCUUCUUAGCCCCUCACAAGGCUGCAUGCUAGGUUCUUAGUGUCUUCUUAGCCUUAGGUUCUUAGUGUCUUCUUAGCCUCACAAGGCUAGGUUCUUUGUGUCUUCUUAGCCUCACAUGGCUAGGUUCUUCGUAUCUUCUUAGCCUCCACAAGGCUCUUUUAUGACACGAGGCAUUCACUUCCAUUGCGCAUGCGCAUUCCAUGAGUUAACUUGUCGCAAUCUUUAUUCUGGUACUGGGGCAUGUGCCUGGACACAUACCGGGACACAUACCGGGACACUUGCCGGUGCACAUACCGGGACACAUACCGGGACACUUACUGGGACACAUACCGGGACACUUGCCGGGGCAAGAAACUGGAGCGGAUGCAGCAGUAAUUGCUGGGCUGUGACAACCACACCCCAAAUUUGGGAGGCUGGUCGACCUUGCCCACAGGAAAAAGGCGUACCGGGACAUGUACUGGGACCUUUACCGGGAUGUUUACUGGGACAAACACCGGGACAUUUACUGGGACAAAAAGGCUGGGAAUUUUGACUCUAAUACCCUUCCAUAUAAGACUGUCCUCAGUGAUGGCCAUCAGAGGACCAUCAGAUCAGUGAACUGGUCACCAUGUGGUAACAUGCUGGCAUCGGCCAGUUUUGAUGGCACCAUCUGUAUCUGGGACAAGAGGAGUGGAGAGUUCCAGUGCACGAGUACGCUGGAGGGUCACGAGAACGAGGUCAAGUGUGUAGUGUGGUCAGUGUCUGGAGCCCUCCUCUCCACGUGCAGCCGAGACAAGAGUGUGUGGGUGUGGGACGUGCUGGAUGAUGGGGAGGAGUUUGAGUGUGCUAGUGUCCUCCAUCACCACACACAGGACGUCAAGUGUGUACGGUGGCAUCCAACUGAGAAUUUGCUGGUCUCUGCUAGUUACGAUGAUACUGUCAAAAUAUACAAAGAGGAUGACGAUGAUUGGACUGCCUGUGCUUCCCUGGAGGGCCAUGAAUCUACCGUGUGGUCCAUAGCAUUCGACUCCACUGGGGAAAGAUUAGCUUCUUGUAGUGCUGACAAGACUGUGAAGAUAUGGAGAUCAUACAAGCCUGGAAAUGAACAAGGUGUCCCCACUCCCUCCAGUGACCCAGUGUGGAAGUGUGUGUGCACACUGUCAGGACAGCAUAACAGGCCCAUCUAUGACAUCAACUGGUCGGCCUCUGGUGCUAUAGCGACUGCCGGUGGAGACGACAUCAUCAGGAUAUUCAGAGAGACUCCCGGCUGCGAUGCUCAUCAACCAACGUUUGAUCUCGUGUGGGAACAACCAAAGGCCCAUGAGAGCGAUGUCAACUGUGUGACGUGGAAUCCUAAGAACUCAUCUAUGUUAGCUUCAUGUUCUGAUGACUGUAAGAUUAAGAUUUGGAAUUUUUCAUAAACAUUUAUAAUUAUAGUAAGGACGGAAUACAUUUUUUGCUGGCCAGUUCUAUCAAUUAUUAUUGUUGCUACCUAUAGCAAUCUAUUUUAAUUUGUGUCUGUAUUCCUUUUGUGUCUACAGUAAAUUCUUCGUAUGUUUUCCAAG
Messenger RNA from Halichondria panicea, 2203 nucleotides. Its product is annotated as probable cytosolic iron-sulfur protein assembly protein CIAO1 homolog. The transcript is spliced from 11 exons. Gene Ontology annotation, molecular function: protein binding. The record is from RefSeq and is a predicted model, not a curated record. Bases 1112 to 2059 code for a protein of 315 amino acids. NCBI's taxonomy places the organism in Eukaryota, Metazoa, Porifera, Demospongiae, Suberitida, Halichondriidae. Gene Ontology annotation, biological process: iron-sulfur cluster assembly. Gene Ontology annotation, cellular component: cytosolic [4Fe-4S] assembly targeting complex.